AUAUACACGACCUUUUUUUUUUUUUCUUCCCGCGCGGCCGGAAACACAACGUCGCGAUGAUACAAUAUUCGUGCUGACGCCGAGCUGAGCUAGGAACAAGUCGAUCACCGAACACACUUCCUCGACCUCAUCCGACUCCUCCGUUUUCAAGACACUUCGCAAAAUGGCUUCUCCGGCUACCGCGCCAGACAGCAAGGCUGGCACGUCCAUCUAUAAUCCUCACGUCCUCAACUUUUACGAUGCUUUCGUUCUCGGCUUCAGCAAUGACUACGCGUGGAAAUGCCCCACAGAGACGGUCCUCCUGCCAUUGUUCCAGUCGGCCAUUGGGAAGAGGCAUCUUGACGUCGGUGUUGGAACGGGUUACUUUCCCGCGACAGCUGUCGCGCGGGAUGUCGACAAGGUGUGCCAGGAGCUCACGCUGCUGGACCUAAAUCCGAACACACUGCAAAUGGCAAAACAGAGGGUCGAGAGUGUCGCUGGCAGUGCUGUUCGUGUCGACACGGUGACGGGGGACGCAACUCAGGCUCUACCCCUUGAGGGACGUGUAUUCGACGGUAUGUCCCUCUUUUACUUGCUGCACUGCAUGCCUGGACCGACCGCGUCCAAACUGCGCGUCCUUGAUAUGCUGCGACCGCAUCUCGCUCCAGGCGGAACUCUGGUUGGCGCGACGAUCCUGGGCGAGGAGGCGGCCAUGAAUCCCUUGGCACGACUUCUCAUGAGCCUGUACAACUGGAAAGGCAUCUUUGGGAACUGGGAGGAUAACAAGAAGGAGAUUGACUGCAAGUUGCGAGGGUUGUUUGCGGACGUGGAGACCUGGGUCGUUGGACGUGUGAUGCUCUUCAGAGCUCGGAAACCGUUGGAUGUAGUCGUUGCAGGGAAUUAGCCGGCGAAUUAAG
This is a messenger RNA of Emericellopsis atlantica, 896 nucleotides long. RefSeq names its product S-adenosyl-L-methionine-dependent methyltransferase. The transcript has 2 exons. Lineage: Eukaryota; Fungi; Ascomycota; Sordariomycetes; Hypocreales; Bionectriaceae. Gene Ontology annotation, molecular function: methyltransferase activity. The record is from RefSeq and is a predicted model, not a curated record. Bases 164 to 883 code for a protein of 239 amino acids.